AUGCUGUGGUCUCCAGCUCCGUCGCAAUGCGCACGUGGCUAUAUCAGAACUUCUCAAAAGUUCAGAAUACGCCCACUGUACGCAGCACGUGCGGCAGCCAUUCUACGACGACAUUAUGCCACUACAAAUAAUCAAUCCUCUAUUCCUGGUACCUUUGAAACUCGAAAAUUAACGCUUGUGCGGGACGCGAGUGCGAGAUAUAAUGAUAUUGGUGUACAACAAUUGAGCGACUAUGUUCAUCCGCAAGUUUUCCCUGCGGGUGCCACGUUACCACGACCGGAUCUGGUGGAAUUGGCGAAAGACCAUCUGCGCAGGCAUGAAUUACUGGGCAAAAACCAAGAUGGUUCCUCGCCUAUUGGAUUCGACAUCCCUUCCAUACAUGGCUCGUCCAUGGACGAACACUUCACGAGACUAGGCAUGCAUGCCUCGGAGCCAUACCUCUCUCAAGCGAAGACGUUCGUUUGUUCGAAUACACCCACGAGACCACGCAAAUGGGUCAUAAGAAGCGGUUGGACAAAGUAUAAUCCGGACAUGACAACCGAACAAGUGGACGCACCAGACGAGACGAUGCUUUCUUUCGAUGUGGAAACAAUGUGGAAGGAAACUCCAUUCGCCGUUAUGGCGACAGCGGCCAGUCCCAAUGCUUGGUACGCAUGGAUUUCUCCUUGGUUGUUAAGAGAAACAGAGAAUCCUCGGCAGCUUAUACCUUUGGGAGAUCCAACCAAGCCUCGAAUCGUCGUUGGCCACAAUAUCGGUUACGACAGAGCCAGGGUGAAGGAAGAGUACGAUCUCAAGCAGUCAAACAAUUUCUUUCUUGAUACAAUGUCUCUUCAUGUGGCUGUGAAUGGGAUGUGCUCAGGGCAGCGACCCACUUGGAUGAAACACAAGAAGAACCGAGACUUGCGGGACAAGAUGGCAGGCGACAACACCUCCUUUGAGCUUCAAACCAUGCUAGAGAACAAGAUGCUCAGCGAAGAGGAAGAGGAACUAUGGGUCGGAAGAAGUUCACUUAAUUCCUUGCGUGACGUUGCUAAAUUUCACUGCGGCGUCACUAUCGACAAGACACAGAGAGACUUCUUUGGCGAACUUGAUCGAGAUGGAAUCUGUGAGAGAAUUGAAGAACUGCUAGACUACUGUGCUGCUGAUGUCUCCAUCACACAUCGAGUUUUCCAGAGGGUCUUCCCCAAUUUUCUCGAAACGUGCCCACAUCCUGUCAGCUUUGCCGCGCUCCGACAUCUUUCCUCCGUUAUCUUGCCGGUCAAUGAGACAUGGGACGAAUAUCUGGAGAAUGCGGAAAAUACUUACCAACAACGUCUGAAAGAUGUCGAGCAGAGGCUUGUUCAGCUGUCUGAUAAGGCUCUCGAAGUUAAAACACAACCCGAGAUUUACGAGAACGAUCCAUGGCUAAGUCAACUAGAUUGGACCGGGCAAGAGAUCAAGUACAAAAAGGCGAAGAAGAAGGAUGAGAAACCGGUACCUGUCGCUCGACAGAAGAAACCAGGAGCUCCAAACUGGUAUAAAGAUUUGUUCGUUUCGAGUAAUUCUCCAAUAAAUUUGACAGUACGAACAAGAAUCGCCCCACUUCUACUGAAGUUGACCUGGGACGGUCAUCCACUAGUGUGGUCCACCAAGAACGGUUGGACUUUCCGUGUAUCACAUAAAGAGGCUGAGAAGUACGAGAACAGCAAUGCUGUCAGAUGUGAUUUCACUGAUGAGGUAGCUGACACAAAGCUGGCCAUGGACUACAAAAACGUCUACUACAAAGUUCCGCACAAGGAUGGGCCUACCGCUCGUUGUUCGACGCCACUGGCGAAAGGCUAUCUGCAAUACUUUGAAGCUGGGAUCUUAUCAUCGGAGUUUUCACUAGCAAGGGAAGCCUUGGAAAUGAAUGCAUCAUGCUCUUACUGGAUCUCCGCUCGAGAUCGUAUCAAAUCACAGAUGGUUGUGCGAGAACACGAUCGAGACCCCAGCUUGCUUGGGAAAUCAGAUCAAGGUUUCAUUCUACCUCAGGUCAUACCUAUGGGUACUAUAACUCGACGUGCAGUGGAAAAUACCUGGCUCACCGCCUCAAAUGCUAAGGCAAACAGAGUUGGCUCUGAGCUGAAAGCCAUGGUCAAAGCCCCCAAAGGUUAUUCCUUUGUUGGAGCAGAUGUUGAUAGUGAAGAAUUGUGGAUUGCUUCUCUGGUCGGAGAUGCACAAUUCCAGCUCCACGGUGGCAAUGCCAUUGGAUUCAUGACCCUGGAGGGCACAAAGGCAGCAGGCACUGAUUUGCACUCGAAAACUGCGAAGAUCCUGGGAAUCUCUCGAAAUGAUGCCAAGGUGUUUAACUAUGGUCGUAUUUAUGGUGCUGGAUUGAAAUUCGCCGCUACUCUACUAAGACAGUUCAAUCCUAGUCUCACGGAGAAGGAAACAUCGGAAACUGCUUCAACAUUGUACAAAGAGACCAAAGGCACGCGUACCAGACGUAAGGCUCUAGGUAGCGGCACCUUUUGGAGAGGCGGUACAGAGUCCUUCGUGUUCAACAAGCUUGAAGAAUUUGCGGAACAAGAACGGCCACGAACCCCAGUCCUUGGAGCUGGUAUAACGGAGGCUCUAAUGAGACGUUUCAUCAAUCAAGGAUCAUUCAUGACUUCACGGAUCAACUGGGCAAUCCAGUCUUCAGGAGUUGAUUAUUUGCAUUUGCUCAUUAUUAGCAUGGACUUCCUCAUCAGAAGAUUUAAUCUCGACGCUCGUUUGGCCAUCACAGUUCACGACGAGAUCCGGUACCUCGUCAAAAAUGAAGACCGAUAUAAAGCGGCACUUGCCCUGCAAGUCAGCAACCUAUGGACGAGAGCUAUGUUCAGUCAGCAGAUGGGGAUCGAUGAUCUUCCACAGUCAUGUGCUUUCUUUUCCGCAGUUGAUAUCGAUCAUGUCUUUCGAAAGGAAGUCGACAUGGACUGUAUUACACCAAGCCAUCCCAAUAAAAUCCCACAUGGUGAAAGCUUGGACAUUACUCAGCUUCUGGCCAAAGGAGAGGAGGCAUUCCUUGACCCAGAGACCGUUCCGAAACAAGGCCCAAUUGAAUUGGAAAAGUUUCCCUACACUCCACGUCAGACUGUCAUGUCAGCUCUUAAUGCUUCAGAUGAUGUCACUUAUAUCCGAGCCCAAAUCGCAGAUUCCGAUAAAGAACUGAAGGAUAUUAUCAAAGAUUCGGAGAAAGACUCCCUCAAAUCCUCGACCACCACCAAAUCUUCCACCAAAGCGAAAUCUUCAUCUGGAGAGAAACCCUCUAGUACCACUACUCCCUCGCGACGUGGUCGCCGCCCGAAACCCAAGGUGCCCAUUCCCCCACAUGCACAGCCGCAACGAGCGAUGUUGAUGGAAGUCGAGGACCGCUGGGACUUGGGGUACAAGCGCGCAUUUGCCAACAGUACUAGCGCUCAGCAUGGGCACAGCAAGCCAUGGAUGACGCCUAAUCAGCAGUGGAACAACAAAUGGGCGUCCGACGGCUGGGAGGUGUAG
Molecule: messenger RNA, 3501 nt
Organism: Exophiala bonariae
Lineage: Eukaryota; Fungi; Ascomycota; Eurotiomycetes; Chaetothyriales; Herpotrichiellaceae
Gene: MIP1
Product: DNA-directed DNA polymerase gamma mip1
Exons: 1
Coding region: 1-3501 (1166 amino acids)
Biological process (GO): mitochondrial DNA replication
Cellular component (GO): mitochondrion; gamma DNA polymerase complex
Molecular function (GO): 3'-5' exonuclease activity; DNA binding; DNA-directed DNA polymerase activity
Source: RefSeq, a predicted model, not a curated record